UCCCAACGAAUGGCUGCGCUUACCGUCGUCUGCUAUCGACAGGCUUCUGGCUCCUACGACUCUACAUACAUGUAUUGCUCGACACUCGCCGCGUCACGACGCGCACACCUCGCUUUGAAGACCGCGUGGCUUGGUCGUCGAAGCCGUAGCAAUGAGGGCACGGCCGAGCAGAAGUUCUUCGUCCCACUCCCGGCGCUUCUAGCCGUCAUCUUCUGGCAGUUGUUGCUCGUGCUCGUCUCUGAACUGGAACGGAAUGGAAUGGAUCGGAAUGAAAUGAAAUGAGAGCGCUGCAUUAGACGUGCCAUCCUGGCCACCGCUGCUGGCGAACAGGGAAGCGAUCGUCGCCGUCGCUACUGCUGCUUCGGUGCGGCGUGUUGCAACUUGCGGGCUAUAGUUAGGCGGGC
Molecule: messenger RNA, 404 nt
Organism: Aplosporella prunicola CBS 121167
Lineage: Eukaryota; Fungi; Ascomycota; Dothideomycetes; Botryosphaeriales; Aplosporellaceae
Exons: 1
Source: RefSeq, a predicted model, not a curated record